This is a messenger RNA of Neodiprion virginianus, 3188 nucleotides long. RefSeq names its product monocarboxylate transporter 12-like. NCBI's taxonomy places the organism in Eukaryota, Metazoa, Arthropoda, Insecta, Hymenoptera, Diprionidae. Gene Ontology annotation, molecular function: monocarboxylic acid transmembrane transporter activity. The coding region runs from base 859 to 2937 and encodes 692 amino acids. The transcript has 13 exons. Gene Ontology annotation, biological process: transmembrane transport; monocarboxylic acid transport. The record is from RefSeq and is a predicted model, not a curated record.
UUUCAUUUUGCGUCAGGGUGAUAUAAAGCAGUUUGUUCUUUUGAAUCUGCCCACCGAUUGGUCAAAAUGGUGUUUAUCGCCCAACUCCCCGACGUUCCUCUCUGCGCCAUUCAAUAUCAUUCGUAUCAUGACAUGUGACAUUGGGUGAUUAUAGGUACAUAUAACGAACGGACUUUACCACAUUUUUUUAAAGUAAAUAUUAACAUUAUCCGUACGGUUUUAAAAGUUUUACUUGUAAACUAUAAUGAGACGAAAAAUUACAUCCAAAUUAAAAUCCUUCGAAGUUUUCACGACCAGGUGUACGGUUGCGUUUCAGGGCAUUGAUAAGCAACUGUCAACGGGAAUUCAAACUAUAAAUUCACGACUGCUAUAAUUUAUAAUACGAUAUAUCUUUGGAACGAUCAUCAGUAGAUAAAGUUGCACGGGAAAGCGUAAGAGAAGAUUGAGUCGCGCAAGGAUCAAUAUUUUGCUUUUAUGGCGAAGAAUGUUGACCCAUUUAGAUGUACGUCUGUAAAUUAUGCGUUUACCGCAUUACACCGCGGGCAUUACUGCGGCAAAUUUUUGACAAUUUCGAAUUUCAAAUUUCAGUUCGUACUUUCGGUAACAAACCGUGGUGGUCGCAGUAUUACUUUCUGUCUUAUCGAAAAUAGGGAAUUAAGUCACCGCGGAUCAGCUCCCCGGAGACAGCAGCAUAGUAGAUACAAACGCUGCACGAGCAGUGAGUGGUAAAUGAACCCGCGAGAAGAGAGCACAGCCUUAGUAUUUCUCUUAUUUCGCAGCCAAACGACGUGCGUGUGAAUUGCCGACAACGAUAUUACUUCAGCAGUUGAAUUAUUUGCGAAGUAUAGAUAUAACACGAUGAAGAAAACUUCCUGCAAUGAUCACUCCAGGAAUGAGUGCAUGGAGGUGGAGGACAUUUCUGAAAGUCGGAGUUACGGCCGUCGUCAUAGCAAAGGGGGUUGUUCGGAAAGGGAAAUGGAUGACGAUCAAGAAAUUUUUCAGGAAGUCGAGGUGCAGAUGGUCGUUCCACCGGAUGGUGGCUGGGGUUGGGUCAUAGUUGCAGCUUCUUUCAUGUGUAACUUGGUUGUGGAUGGCAUCAUCUUUAGCUUCGGCGUAUUUCUAGUUCACAUUUGCGAAGAAUUAUCCGUUUCAAAGGCACAAGUUGCCCUUGUGGGCUCUCUGCAGAGUGGAUUCUACCUGAUCACUGGCCCGUUCGUGUCGGCGCUAGCUAACAAGUACGGAUUUAGGCUUGUGGCGAUGCUUGGCAGUGUCAUAAGUUGUUCAGCUCUAAUUCUGGCAUUCUUCGGCCAGUCGAUUGAACUUUUGUGCAUCUCAUACGGUGUUUUGGGUGGAAUAGGAGCUGGUCUCAUUUACGUCCCUGCCGUGAUAUCAGCUGGAUUUUAUUUCGAACGUUGGCGUGCUUUAGCAACAGGCAUAGCAGUUUGCGGAUCAGGAAUUGGUGCAUUUAUACUAGCGCCAAUCACUAAAAUCUUAAUUAAUCACUACGGUUGGAGAGGAGCAUUUCUCAUUCAAGCGGGUCUGCUCAUCUACUUAUUCAUAUCUCCGUCUGGAAUGCUGCUGAAUUGUGCGGUUUUCGGAGCGUUGCUUCGACCCUUGGCACCGUCCUGCGUAAAGGUUUAUAAAGCUACUGAGGAGAAGACCGAGAUUGAGAUGGUGCCAUUGUCCAGGAAAUCUGGUUCGGCGGGUUGCCUCUACACGACACAGCCAUCCGGACGCCGACUCCUUGGUACAAACAACAAUACUGAAUUUGCGACCGCCGCACAGUUGCUUGGUAGCAGCCCUAAUAUCGUAAACUGCAGAUCAUUGCAUUCACUUCACAAAGAGAGCCAUGGAAUGGGAAAGCAAGUGAAAUCCAAUCACAGUAGUCUCGACAGAUUGUCGGAACCCGUACUAUAUCCAGAUGUGAAAAUUCUUGCUGAUCAAGAAUUGAAAACCGUCGAGGAGGAAAACAAUUUGCUGAGCGGUGACUUGGAGCGUCUCAAUGGGCGUGUACCGACAAAUGAACGAAGACAUACAGUGUGCGUUCGCCGAGACAGAUCCAAUUCCGACACAAGUCAAAAGUUUUACAAAUCAAGACCGGCCACUGCUAGCAAAGACAACAUACAGAGACCAUUUUAUAGGGAUGACAUAUUCUACGGUGGUUCAUUGAGGAGGUUGUCUCACUACAAGUCGCAGACGUCUUCGGUUGGAUAUCACAUGUCGGUGACCCGACUCCCAACAGAAGCAGACGUGGACGAGGAGAAGAGUGGAGCUUGCUACUUGUGCCCCGAAGGAGUGCGACGUAUAUUGGUGACAAUGCUGGACUUUAGCCUUCUCAAAAGUCCCUCAUUCCUAACUCUGGCCUUCAGUGGCUCUUUAACCAUGAUGGGAUUCUAUACGCCUUUCACGUAUCUCCCAGACAGAGCUAUAAUAUCCGGUAUCGACGAGGGAACAGCGACGUUCCUAUUGUCCGUUAUUGGUAUAACCAACACUAUUGGGCGUGUUGUCUGCGGUCUUGUCACGAGCUUACCAGGUGUCAACGCUCUACUCGUAAACAACGUGUUCAUCAGUAUUGCUGGUAUCGCCACAAUCGGGUCCGGAUUGUCUUUUAGCACGGAGUAUCAGUUCAUUUAUGCAGCCGUCUUCGGCUUCAGUAUUUCUGUAUUUGCCGCACUCAGGACCAUCUUGAUUGUCGAUUUGAUAGGGUUGGAGAAAUUAACGAAUGCCUUCGGGUUGGCGCUAUUAUUUCAAGGUGUCGCUGCGGCUAUUGGUACACCUCUUUCUGGUGUCUUCAUGAAUAUUACUGGAAGUUAUGACGUUUCGUUUUACAUUUCUGGCUCGCUGAUGCUCAUUUCAGCAGUUAUCUGCUACCCUUUGGAAAAAAUAAAUCGAUGGGAGAAACUUAGAGGUAACGAAGGGAGUCUGGAAUCACAAUAAUGGCUGAAUGGGAAUAUCGGCCUGUGUAUGAACGCUCAAUACGCGGUCCCAGUUGAAAAACGUUAGUGAGUGAUAAUUUUUACAAAGUAUAAAUAAGUAAGUUGAGUAUAUUUUUAUACAUUACUUGUACAGUUUAUAUCAACUUGGUAGUCUACAUUAUUGCGCAUAAAAACAAAACAAUGAGAUAAUGUAAUUCUACUGUGUUAACUUUGUCUUUGGGAAAAUAAUAAUGAAACAGAUACUAGGCAUGA